Dreissena polymorpha is the source of this 3316-nucleotide messenger RNA. RefSeq lists its product as uncharacterized. The transcript has 4 exons. The coding region runs from base 219 to 2111 and encodes 630 amino acids. The record is from RefSeq and is a predicted model, not a curated record. Gene Ontology annotation, molecular function: ubiquitin protein ligase activity. NCBI's taxonomy places the organism in Eukaryota, Metazoa, Mollusca, Bivalvia, Myida, Dreissenidae. Gene Ontology annotation, biological process: ubiquitin-dependent protein catabolic process.
AUCUGAUCUGUUAAUUCUGUAUACAAAAUCAACUGGUUUGUUUGUGUUGUGACAGAGGAAUAAGUGUCAUUGGAGACGUUCGCAUGCAUGCACCAUAUUUGUGAAUAUUUACAAUACUGUUUUCUUCCGCUGUAACCUAUGUAGAAAAGUGUGCUGUGAAUAAGUCAUCCAGUGAUUGAAGAAUCGACGGCAGGAUAUCAAAGGAUUCGUACACCAAGAUGGUCGAGAUCGAACUGGAUUUGCAACAACCCCAUUUCAAAGAACAAUCUGUCGGUUGGUUGAUGAAGGCUGGUGCUGCGCUGGACAGCUACAUAGAAAGUGUCAGCGGAAAGAAGAAGACUAUCAUCGAUGCGAUAUUCCAUAUGCCUUUGAUUGGCCUAAUGAUUGUAUGGGCGACACUUUUACCGUACUCAGAGAGUCGUCUGUUAGAUAUGCCGCUUAGUCUUAUUCGAUUUUUUGCCUGUGUACCUUGGAUCUUAAAAACGCAUUCAGGACUUCAAACAUUGUUUCCGGCGUACCGGGAUAUGCUAGUGUGCAUUUUAGCAUCUUGGCUAUCGCAAGCUGUGUAUUGGAUCCUCAGAAGCCAUAUUGAACGACAAUGUUUUCAAGACGAAUUUGACAUAAAACUUUUUAAAGAAUCUGAUGAUAGUAAUUUACCUUUUCUAACAGCUGUGGUCUUAAUUUCAUUUCACUUAAAAUCUUGCUCAAAAUGGGCUGUGUUGUUAAAUUUCUUUCCGAUUGCUGUCAUGUAUGUACCCUUUUUUACCGAAUCACGUCUUCUUACUGAAAUGUAUUACUGGAGUGUCCAAAGUUUAAACUUAAAUUGUGUGGACAAUCUUUAUUCGUAUUAUAAUGAGGUAGAACUUGUAAGAUUACAAAAGAUUAUUUCAAAAAUAACACAUCAGAUGCAAAAUGAGACGAAUGAGGAGUCAGUAAGAAUCGCUUCUGAAAGGCUUCAUCAUUAUAUCAAUUUAUAUAACCAACAUCAAUCUGACAUUUAUUCACUAAUGGAGCAGAGUUUCAAGCAUUGUAUAAAUCUUUCCAUCGUCCCUUUUAUUAUUCAGUUACUUAUAGUUGUGCUUGCAUCUGACCUUGAAAUUUCUGGCUUCAUACUGUUUUACAGUUGCGUCAUUAAAAGUCCUUUGAACAUUUUUUCCGCUUUUGGGUUAGCGUCUUUAAUUUCAACAAUAUUUCGCUACAUCAUGCAUUUAGUUUUUCGUCUCGUAGACAUCGAGUCCAACCAGUUAACUUUUGGGUUGUUGCAUCUUCAAAUCGCUUACGGAACAUUAGCGCUUUUUCACGACACAGACUUCGUAUUUAUCGAUACUAAUUCGAGACAAAGCAUUUUCCCAAUAAUUAUUGUUUGGUCUCUAUCUCAUUGCAUUUGUGUUUUCCUAGAUACAGUUGAAAACGAGAUCUUAGGAAUUGUGAAUGAAGGUGCAAAUGGGCAAAUGUUUAAGUUAUUCCGAAUUUUGACAACUGCGGUUAUAAUUGCUGUUGGAUACAUACACAUCUCAACAGCUGUAGCUAACUAUUCAAUUCUAAGUGUAGGGACUUACAUGUUCUUUACCAAAAGCAGCUGUGUUGUAGUGAAAAGUGUAUGCCUUUUUCUGAGCAGCAUUUUACUUUUCAUAUCGCAUCUUCCGUCUCGUGUCCAAGAUCAUGCGAUAAACAUGUCUGAACAUAUGAGUUUUAUCCAAAAGUGUGCACUUUUUGUGGAUACCGCUAUUCACUUGUACACUCGCAUGUUUUGUCCGAUUAUGACUUCGUGGUUCCUGCUCAGACUUCCUAUUAAUCUCUUCGGCUUUGUGGUCAACUUAGUAUUAGCGCACAAAGACUGGAAAAACUAUUCAUUUCACAAUAAUGUCCGUGCUUUCAUAGAUGGACUACCAGAUGUGUUACAAAAUAAUGAUUGUUCAAUAUGUAGGACUCCUCUGGAAGUGUGCAAACAACUACCUUGUCAACACAUGUAUCACGGCGACUGUUUAAAGAGAUGGUUUCGUACACGAAUUGCGUGUCCAUUAUGUAAUGCACAGUUUGAAAUACCACAAGUUCAAUCAUUUAUUACUAAUGUGAUUUCAAACAUAACACAUCGCAUAUUCAGAAGGUAAACAGGCUAUUAUAAACAAUGUGCACGUCGAUACCCUUCAUAGGUAAUGACGUGGAAAAAAUAUCUGAAUCAAAAUCGUUAAAAAGGAUGAAUAAUUGGAAACUAUAUUGUAGCUAAAUUGAUUAAAUUAUGUUUGUCUUGGCUAUGUGUUGCAUGUUUGCAGGUCUUGCUAAUGCAAAUGAAAAACAAGAUGAAAAAAUGAAGAUUUUAAAAAGGUAAAUCAUGCUAUUAAUGAACUACCUGGGUUUUUUUAAACCAAAUUUCCGUAUUUCAAAAAAGGUUGUCCGAAUAAUAUCAACCUACAUGAUUUACGCAUGUGAUACAUUGCUGUUUGAAACAAGUAACUGAAAAUGCAGCGUAGCGACGAAAAAGCUUUUUAAAAAACAUAUUUAAUUUGGACUGAUUAUGAAGUGAUAGUAUAAUAUUGCGAGAUGCCAGAUACUGAAAAAUAAGAUAUACAAAGAUAAAAACUGGUACAUCAUACCUUAAUCAUUAGAUGCAUACUUGUCAUGUGUUGGAUUUAAUGUGUAUAUUAGAAUUAAUAUCGUGUAUACAAUAUAGAGACAUAUUUGAAUAUAGUUUAAUAUUCUAAGAAAUGCGACUACAGCAUAUAAUAACUUAAAUUAAUAGUUUUCUUUGGCUGUAUUGCUGUGCUGUGAUCUGCAUUUUUUGCUACAAUAUUUCAUGUAUCGUUUGUUUAUAUGCAUCGUAUGCAUUUUAUUUUUGUUUCAUUUAAUGUUGUUAAAGUAAAGCAUUUUUGCGUGUAUCCUUUCAAAUAAUUUGUCGUUGCUUUUAUGUGUAUAACUUGAGUAUUUUAAUUAGUAAAACUUGUGUUGUACGUCAUAUCGUGUGUACGCGUGUUAGUAAUAGUGCGUCCUGACUCUCACUUGCGUCAUAUCAUACGUGUUUACUAUUCGUUUUCAUCUUUAGAUUUCGUUGAUUUUUAAUAUACGAAUACAAUGAUCAUUUACGUAGUUUAAUUUAAUUUUACAUUUUGACCACAUUGCUGCUUGUGUACUUGUAAACUUGACCUUUCUUUACAAAACAAAAUACAAAUAGUUUCACGAAUAAAUCAUGCAUACAGUUACACUUUAUUACUAAGGUUUAAUACAAAUAAUUGCUGAAUAUUAUUCUGAAAGUUUAUCAUGACGAUUUUCUUCUUACAUUUUAUACUUUUAAUAUUUAAAUUUCAUUUCCAAGCGUAGA